Culex pipiens pallens (northern house mosquito) is the source of this 4234-nucleotide messenger RNA. Its product is annotated as ankyrin-1-like. Gene Ontology annotation, molecular function: protein binding. The coding region runs from base 162 to 4076 and encodes 1304 amino acids. The transcript is spliced from 2 exons. The record is from RefSeq and is a predicted model, not a curated record. NCBI's taxonomy places the organism in Eukaryota, Metazoa, Arthropoda, Insecta, Diptera, Culicidae. Gene Ontology annotation, cellular component: cytoplasm.
CCACGGCACAGCCAAUAGUUUCUUUCAAACAACUGGAUGAUUCGCAUCAACGUUAAACUAGGCGUGGAUUUAAUAAAUCCGAACAAAUUUUGGUUUAUUGUGUGAUUUUUCCAACUCAUACACCGUUAUUUGUCGUUCCCAAUAAGUUGAUCGCAGGAAAAAUGAACAACGAGCAGCUUAAUCAAAGUGUUCAGCUGAUGAGUGCCGUACAGAAAAAUGAUCUUCAAGCGGUACAAGAACUUCUUACCGCUGGAGCAGACGUCAAUUUUGUGAACACUACUCACAAAAACGAAACUCCUCUGCACGUUGCUGUCACUGCCAGCAAUGCAAGGUUGGUUAAGUUGCUCCUUGCAAAAGGAGCAAACACUGAGGCAAGAAAUUGUGACAGCAAAAAGCCCAUGGAUUUGUGCUCAAUUUUGGGUGAAAAGGAGCAACAAGAGAUUGAAGCCGUUUUCAACGAGCAGUUCUACAGGACGAAGCUGCUGACCAUGGUGCUGUUUCGUUUGCUUCACGAUGACCAGAUCGAGGACUUCCACCUGGGAAGUAACUUGGGUGAGGUGGGCCUGUUUGACGACGUGGUGCUUAGAACCUGUAGCAACGGGCAAUCUCGUGUAUAUCUUCUUCAGGCCAAUCAUCGGGAACCCACAAACUUCGUUAAAUUAAGUGAUUUCCACAUAUCGAAAUAUUUCGAUACUUAUUUGAAGAUACGUUACAUGUUCAAGCAGACCAGUGAUCAUGCAAUAUUUCAAGGAAAUUACGAGGAAACAGAGUUGAAACUGAUAAUUUUCACUCCAGCUGUAGUGAAUAAUUGCGAUCAAGUGCAUUGUGAAAAUAUGAACUCCAAGGACAUAUUCUAUAACAAAUCGUCUGGCAAAACAAUAAAAAUCAAGUGUACAUCGGAUUUGCUAGAAUUAUUAAUAGAAAUCUCUAAAAAGUGGCAUUCAAAAAUAAAAUUGUUCAACAAACCAUCACAUGAUGAACAUGCUAAUAUCGUUAAGGAUUUCUUAGAAAAAGUGAGGAUUUAUUCAGAACAGGCCACGGAGGGAGAGCUAACAGGAAUUGUUCAACGCGAUAUUAAAGCCAAAGAUUAUGAAAGUGAAGAUUUAAUUUUCUCUAGAUUUCACGAUUCAAUAGUAAAUUAUUGGUGGAAUCAAUCCGGUAAAACGCCAUUUGCAACUAAAAGUUGUCAACUGUUCAAUUUAGCUGUGAAUGAAGUUAAACUGGACGAGAUUCAGGCGAUUAGCUUCGGCAAGGUUGGGAAAAAUUCAUUGAAGUUUAAUAUCGAUGCAACAUUACAUUCUAAAUUGGUCACUUUUUUACAAGACAUGAAGGAAAAUCAUCAAUUUUUCCUAAACAUAUUCAGUAGCACACCAAAACUCAGCUGUAUGAAACUCAUUCAGUAUAUCGAAUUGAAUGGUUUUGAUUUUAAGUUUGUUGUCAUCGAGCGAUGCGAAGAGAAGCACAUCAUUGAUGUUCUGUCAAAAAGUCAACCAAAAUGCUUGAUUCUCGCGUUUCUUCCUCAACUAAACAACAGUGUUAUAGAUAAAUUACGCCAAAAUGUCAGCAAAUUAAUAAUUAUAACUCGUGAAGAGUACCAAAAUGAAUGCAACACACUAGUCGACGAAACAAAAGCUAUAUUUGAUCUUGACUUUGAAUGUCAGGAGCAAAUUCUGAACAGUAUUGUUACGUUCCAAAGCUCUGAAAUACCUUUAAGGAAGCUUUUGAACUUGGGUGCUAACGCUAUUUUGAACAGAACCAGCGAUAAGUUUACACCCUUACACUGGGCGGCAGAGAAGGACUCGCCUGAGCUCAUUCAAUUACUCGUAGAUAAAGCUAAUAUAGACUGUACUACCAUGGAUGACGGUCGGACUCCUCUGUGUCAGGCUGCCCUCUGCAAAUCUACAAAUGCAGUCAAUAUGCUACUGAACAUGGGUGCUAAUCCAAACUUAGGUACAACCAGCAAUGGGUUUACACCGUUACACUGGGCAGCUCAUAAUGAUUCUCCUGAGAUCAUCCAACUUCUCGUAAAUAAAGGAGCUAACAUUGACUGUAACACCACGGAUGACGGUCGGACUCCUUUACACCAGGCAGCACGGUGCAAUUCUGUAAAUGCAGUCAAAAUGUUACUGGACUUGGGCGCUAACGCUAACUUGGGUAAAACCAGCAAUAACUUUACCCCAUUACACUGGGCAGCCGAGCAGGACUCGCCUGAGAUCAUCCAACUACUCAUAGAUAAAGGUGCUAGCAUUGACUGUACCACCACGGAUAACGGUCGGACUCCUCUUAACCAGGCAGCCCUCUGCAAAUCCACAAAUGCAGUCAAAAUGCUGUUGAAUUUGGGCGCUAACGUUAACUUGGGUAAAACUAGCGACGGGUUUACGCCAUUACACUGGGCGGCUUAUAAGAACUCGCCUGAGAUCAUCCAAAUACUCGUAAAUAAAGGGGCAAACAUUGACUGUACUACCACAGAUGACGGCCGCACUCCUUUGUGUCAAGCUGCCUUCUGUAACUCCACAAAUGCGAUCAAAAUGCUACUUGACCUGGGGGCUAAUGCUAACUUGGGAGCAACUAGCGAUGGGUUUACACCAUUACACUGGGCGGCUUAUAAGAACUCGCCCGAGAUCAUCCAACUACUCGUAAAUAAAGGAGCUAACAUUGAUUGCACCACUACGAAUGAUGGUCGAACUCCUUUAUACCAGGCAGCACGGUGCAAUUCCACAAAUGCAAUCAAAAUCCUACUGGGCUUGGGUGCUAACGUUCACAUUUGUACAACUAGCAAUGGGUUUACACCUCUUCACUGGGCGGCUCAUAACAAUUCGCCUGACAUGAUCCAACUACUCGUAGAUGGAGGAGUUAACAUUGACUGCACCACCACUGAUGACGGUCGAACUCCUUUAUACCAGGCAGCACGUAGCAAAGCCAUAAAUGCAGUCAAAAUGCUACUAGACUUGGGUGCUAACGCUAAAUUGAGUAAAACUAAUAAUGGGUUCACGCCAUUACACUGGGCGGCAGAGAAAGACUCGCCUGAGAUUAUCCAACUACUCAUAAAUAAAGGAGCAAACAUUGACUGCAUUACCACGGAUGACGGACGAACUCCUUUAUGCCAGGCAACACGGCACAAAUCCAUAAAUGCAGUCAAAAUGCUACUGGAUUUAGGCGCUAACGUUAAUUUGUGUACAACUAGCAAUGGAUUUACCCCAUUACACUGGGCAGCACAAGUGGACUCGCCUGAGGUCAUCGAACUACUCAUAGGUAAAGGAGCUAACAUUGACUGCACCACUACGGAUGACGGUCGGACACCUUUAUAUCAGGCUGCCCUCUGCAUAUCUACAAAAGCAGUCAGAAUGCUACUGGACUUGGGUGCUAACCCUAAUUUGGGUAAAACCAGCAAUGGGUUCACGCCAUUACACUGGGCGGCAGAGAAGGACUCGCCUGAGAUCAUCCAACUACUCAUAGAUAAAGGAGCUAACAUUGACUGUAUUACCACGGAUAACGGUCGGACUCCUCUUUUCCAGGCAGCCCACUGCAAAUCUACAAAUGCAGUCAAAAUGCUACUUGACUUGGGCGCCAACGCUAACUUGUGUACAACCACCAAUGGGUUUUCUCCAUUACACUGGGCAGCUCAUAAUGAUUCACCUGAGAUCAUCCAACUACUCGUAGAUAAAGGAGCUAAAAUUGACUGUACCACUACGAAUGAUGGUCGAACUCCUUUAUACCAGGCAGCACGGUGCAAAUCCACAAAUGCAGUUAAAGUGCUGCUGGACAGGGGUGCUAACGCUAACAUGGGUAGAACCAGCGAUGGCGUGACGCCAUUACACUGGGCUGCACAUAAGAACUCGCCUGAGAUCAUCCAACUACUCGUAAGUAAAGGAGCGAACAUUAACUGCGUUACCACGGAUGACGGUCGAACUCCUUUAUACCAGGCCACGCGGAGCAAAUCUGGGAAUGCAAUCAAAAUGCUACAGGACUUAGGUGCUAAUGCUAACUUGGGCAAAGCAAGGGGUUCACACCGUUCCACUGGGCGGCAGAAAAUAGCUCGCACGAGCCUUUUCAAUUACGCUAGCAUUGACGCCUAAUUUAAAGCUAACAAGUACUAGGUUGGAGGGUCAGACUCCUUUGUACGCAGCAAAUGGGUCUACAAAUUUAAUCGAAAUGCAUUUAGCCAUGCCUGUUCUACACAGAAAAAGAAUCAUGGCAAUAUUACAUCUGGGAAGAGGUACAUCUUUUAUGUCAG